CACCACCAUCAUUCGCUCUAACACUUAAGACGGCACACAUUCGCCAUUGUUGUUUUAACCAAGCUCGAUGCUUCCCCUCUCCCCGUUUGAGUUGGUAGCAGCUCUACUCUAUCACUCGAAAACACACUGACAGAGUUGCAAUGAGCCAUCUCGUCUCUCCUACCCUGUCUUGUCUCUCUAGAACAAUCGCAUUACCAGCUUCCAAGUUCCCCCCGACCCUACACCAAGUCUCAACAUUUCCCACGAGAACCGCUCGUUGCAAAUGGAGCUUUGAGACGAACGUGAUCGAAGCAGAAGUAACAUGUCGCGCUCGAUUGGAAAGCACCGCCUUCGUAUCCUCUAGCAGCCUCGCGAUGAAAGCCUAUUCACGGCUCUCCGCGCUGGAAAGUCCGACCGGCCGUUCGCCGACCCGAUUCACCCACGCUCGUACACAUCCCCCAAUUCAUCCCAGACUACUUUGGCACCCGAUUCGGUCGGAUCCGACGCCUGGAUUUCUUGGCUAUACGAGGGUGAAAUAUGCUUGUAUGUAGGGGGAGGGGUGGGAGUAGGUCGUAGGUCGUAGGCGAUGGAUGGUCUGCUGGUGGUCCCCGCUACAGGGUUCCUACCAGAUGGUGGUUGAUCCUAUCUGUCCAAGUGGAU
Molecule: messenger RNA, 639 nt
Organism: Aspergillus japonicus CBS 114.51
Lineage: Eukaryota; Fungi; Ascomycota; Eurotiomycetes; Eurotiales; Aspergillaceae
Exons: 2
Coding region: 141-530 (129 amino acids)
Source: RefSeq, a predicted model, not a curated record